Molecule: messenger RNA, 5022 nt
Organism: Ochlerotatus camptorhynchus
Lineage: Eukaryota; Metazoa; Arthropoda; Insecta; Diptera; Culicidae
Exons: 3
Coding region: 1-5022 (1673 amino acids)
Source: RefSeq, a predicted model, not a curated record
AUGCCGGAUGAAACUAGCCGCGCCUGUUGUUCAGUGCGAAUCAUUGCAUCGGAAGACUCGGCAUUGCAAACCGAAUGUCCCGCUUGCGACCGAUCAGGUGUGACGGACCGUUUGAUGGUCAAGUGUGACUCGUGUGAAAUCUGGUAUCACUCUAUCUGCGUCGGGGUUGAUGAGUCCGUGAUGGAUCGAAGCUUCUGUUGUACCCAGUGUCUACAUCGUCAUUCGCCUGUCUCCUCGCAUGUCGGGAAAUCAUCGACCACUAGUGCCAUUCAAGCAAGGGUCGAACUUCAAAUGCAACGUAUAGAGGAAGAGAAGCGGGUCCAGGAGAGGCUCAUGCGGGAAAUUGAGGAGCAGGAGAAGGCUUUACGAGAAAAAUCGAUGCAGCAAGAGCUUGAAAGCAAGCGGAAAGCGAAUCAGCAACGGUGGGAAUUGGAGAGGCAAUUCAUCGGCAGGAAGUACAACCUUCUGCAGUCCGUGAAUGAAGGUGACGACAAUGUGAGUGUGAGGAGCCUACGUAGUAAUCGUAGCUCUAAAAGCACGGUUCAUCGGUGGUUGGAAGACCAGAGAGAAACGAUCAUGGCAGCUUGUGCUGGGAACGUUGAAGUCCCAGUAGUUACCACAUCGUAUACUGGAACGAUCCCGAAACGGACCACUGCAAGGAGCAUAAUUACCAGUAGGAACCCAACCACACCAGUCAUAACAAGCAUUUCAUCGAGACAAGCACAGGUCAGGUAUACAGAUGAAAACUCACUGUACGACAUCGCAGUAGGUGGAGUACCAGUCCCUGUCAGUGGCCAAUUUUUCGAGGCGGUCGGCGCAUCAGUUCCAGUAUCAAACGUCGAUACAUUUCCGGCUCCCGUUCGUAAUCCAAUACCUGCAUUCAGCGAUUUGAUCUCUCCACCAACUUCAAAACCAGAGGAACUUGCGAAGACUUUCUCCGAAAUCUCGUCGAACGCAGUGAUGGCCCAGAGGAAACUGGAGCAACAGAUACUCGAUUUGCAGCAACAGAUGGACGAUCUUCAACGGCAGUCAGCGAAUCAACUUCGGUCCCAGCAGGAUCGAGAUAUUCUGAUGACUCAAAUUCCAGCUGUAACUGAUUCAAGUUCACACGGUAGGGUGGGAAGGAUGCCAGUAGUUCCACCAAGGAUGCCAGUAGUUCCACCAAACGUUCCGAUAUGUGGUCCGAAUGCCCAGCAACUUGCUGCCCGGCAUGUCGUGCCAAAGGAACUUCCUCACUUCGAUGGUAAUCCAUUGGAUUGGCCUUUGUUCUUCAGUAGCUACACAAACUCAACCCAAAUGUGUGGCUACACUGAUGCAGAGAAUUUGAUGCGGUUACAGCGUUGCUUGAAGGGCAAUGCUCUUAGUGCGGUGAGCUAUCAACUUCUGCAUCCAUCUUCCGUCCCGCAAGUAAUGGAAACUUUGCGAACAUUGUACGGUCGGCCGGAGUUGGUCGUGAACAUUCUUCUCACUAAAGUUCGAUCCACUCCCGCACCAAGGGCUGACAAAUUGGAGAGUAUUAUCAGCUUCGGUCUCGUAGUGCAGAAUCUUUGUGGUCAUCUGUGCUCGUUGGGUAUGGAGAACCAUCUGUCAAACCCGACUCUGUUGCAAGAGCUGGUGGCAGCUUCGAAGUCGGAGAAACCGAAAGGGAAAGAAAAGGGUUUCCUAAACACUCAUGCGGAUGAUGGUGAUAGAGUAAAGGUGCAAGGUGAAUGGAAGCACAACGUCAACACUGUGGAAAAAGGUCCAGUUCAGCCGAAACCAUGUCCAGUGUGUCAGAAGAAUGGCCAUAAGCGGAAAGAGUGCUACAAGUUUCAGAAGAGCAACAUCGAUGAGCGUUGGAAAUUGGUCCAGCAGCUACAUCUGUGUCGACGCUGUUUGGCAUCCCAUGGAAAAUGGCCCUGCAAGGCACCGUUAUGUGGACAGAAUGGCUGCGAAUUAAAGCACCAUAGUCUGUUGCAUUCAGAAAAGGCGGAGACUCCAGCAACCAAAGACAUCUCUUCUCAAUCAACUGCGAAGGUGAAUGUGCACCGUCAAGGCUCGCGGUCUACUCUCUUCCGGAUUGUGCCAGUGCAGUUGUACGGUAAGGACUCAUCAAUCGACAUAUUAGCUUUCUUGGAUGACGGGUCGUCGUUUACGUUGAUGGAGCAAGAAGUUGCGGAUCAGCUCGGAAUCGACGGUGUGAUUGAACCCCUUUGCCUUCAGUGGACAAACAAUGUUACACGCACGGAAUCGGAAUCCAAGGUAGUACAGUUGGGAAUCUCCAGUAUUAGCGGUGACAAGCGAUAUAUGUUAGAGCGAGUAAGAACGGUUGAAAGUCUCGGGCUACCUCCACAAUCUCUUCACUUCGAACAAAUGGAACAAAAAUUUCCAUAUCUUCGGGGGCUACCAGUGAACAGCUACAGCGGAGCAGUUCCACGUAUCCUGAUUGGCUUAGACAAUACCGACUUGAUGGUGACACUGAAGAAGCGGAUCGGCAAACCUCUGGAGCCAGUUGCGACGAAAACGAAGCUAGGUUGGACAGUCUAUGGGAACGUGGAAGGCCUUGAUGAUCCACCAGAACAUCGCCUUCUGCACGUUUGCUCGGGAUCAACCGAUCGUGAACUACAUGAUCUCGUCGAGGAGUUCUUCACCGUUGAAAGUACUGGUGUGAAGGUCGCACCGAUAGUCGAAGCAGAUGAUGAUCGUCGGGCACGGGAAAUCAUGGAGAAAACCACGAUUCGUACACCAUCUGGGAGAUUUGAAACGGGUUUGUUAUGGCGUUAUGACUGCAUCGAGUUUCCCGAAAGCCGCCCGAUGGCAGAGCGGCGGCUUAAGUGUCUCGAGCGUAAACUGACUGCAGAUGCGGAACUUUACAACAAAGUGAAGUUACACAUCGCUGACCUGGAGGCCAAAGGAUACAUCCAUAAGGCGACACCGGAGGAACUGGCGAACUUUGAUCCGCGGAGAACCUGGUUCCUUCCGUUGGGAUUGGUUAUCAACCCAAACAAACCAGGAAAGAUCCGUAUGGUGUGGGAUGCGGCAGCGAAGGUGGAAGGCGUGUCAUUAAACUCCAUGCUUCUGAAAGGACCCGAUCUUCUAACAUCCCUCAAGUCAGUUCUACACCGUUUCCGACAGCGGCAGGUAGCUGUGUACGUAAAGAACCGGAAUGCUGAGGAGAACAGAACAGAAUUUCCAGAAGCCGUCGAAGCAAUAGUCAACAACCACUACGUCGAUGACUACCUCGACAGUAGGGACACCGAAGAAGAGGCAAUCCGAAUAGCGUCAGAGGUUAAGCAAGUUCAUGCAAAGGCUGGGUUCGAGCUCCGUAACUGGUUGUCGAAUUCGGAAGAAGUUGUUCGACGGGUCGGGGAAAGCUCUGCAAGCGAAUGCAAAAGCUUCGCGACGGACAAGUCUACAGGGAUCGAAAGAGUCCUCGGCAUGCGAUGGCAGCCCAUCAACGACGAAUUCACAUUCAGACUUUGCUUGCGGGAAGACGUCGCGCAGUUGUUGAGUGGCGAUAUGAUUCCGACCAAGCGAGAAGUUCUUCGAGUCGUCAUGAGCGUCUUUGAUCCACUGGGACUAGUAGCAGCAUACGUUGUUCACGGGAAGUGUUUGGUGCAAGACAUAUGGAGAAGCAAGAUAGCAUGGGAUCAGCGAAUUCCAAAGGAAAUCUGCAGUCGAUGGCGUCAGUGGGUGCAAGCACUUAAAGGAAUGGAUCGAGAAACAGUGCCGCGAUGCUACUUCCCAGGAUACAGCAGUGCCGGCUUAGACAACAUAGAAUUACAUGUCUUCGUGGAUGCAAGUCUGGUGGCAUUUUCUUGCGUGGCAUACUUUCGCAUCAUCGAUGAAGGACAAGUACGCUGCGCAUUGGUGGCAGCAAAGUCCAAGGUAGCCCCGUUGAAACCACUGUCCAUUCCACGGCUGGAACUGCAAGCGGCAGUUCUUGGAAGUCGCCUAAUGAAGUCUGUUCAAGAGAGCCACACCUUACCUAUACGACGUCGAAUGAUCUGGAGCGAUUCAAGCACGGUAUUAUCUUGGAUCCAGUCGGACCAACGUAGAUAUCGACAGUUCGUUGCAGUGAGAGUCGGUGAAAUCCUGAGCGAAACCUGUGUGGGCGAAUGUCGGAAAGUUCCUGGAAAGCUGAACGUGGCUGACGAGGCGACAAAAUGGGGAAAAGGUCCAUGCUUCAAAAACGGUUCUCGGUGGUUUACGGGUCCGAAGUUCCUCUACAAGGCUGAAUCGGAAUGGCCAGGCAACGAGCUACCAGAACCGAACAUACCAGAGGAAUUACGAACCGUCCACGCACAUCAUCGUGAAAUCACCGAACCAUUGAUCGACUACAGACGUUUCUCCAAGUGGGAAAGACUCCAGCGAGCAACCGCGUACAUGCUCCGCUUCUGUGCUAACUGUUCCGGAAAGGUGCGUGGAGAUCCAACAGAAGCCGGUGAAUAUUUGUCUCAGGAAGAGCUGCAGUCCGCGGAGGAAACACUCUUUCGCUGGAUACAAAUGGAAACGUACCCCGACGAAAUGAUCGCAGUCGAAGAACAGCAUCAACGAUUUCUGGAACAAGCCCCCAGACUCGAGAGAACCAGUCCACUUUGCAAGUUGUCUCCGAUGUUGGACGAGGCAGGAAUGCUGCGGAUGGAUGGGCGUAUUGGUGCCGCUCAUUAUGCACCGUACGCCGUUAGAUUUUCGGUUAUUCUGCCGAAAAACCACUACGUCACCGGCCUUAUCUUGAACUGGUAUCAUCGACAAUACGGUCACGGCAACUCUGAGACUGUGGUGAACGAGGUGAGACAGAGGUUCCAUGUCUCCAGUUUGCGGAAUGCGGUCCGGAAAGUAGCAAAGACGUGCAAAUGGUGCGUCGUUGGAAAGGCAACUCCUCAACCUCCUCGUAUGGCAUCGCUUCCAGAAUGCAGGCUAGCAGCGUACAUUCGACCGUUCACCUUCGUGGGUGUGGAUUAUUGUGGACCGUUUCUUAUCCGGAUUGGCAGAGCAAGUGCCAAGAGAUGGGUGGCUCUGUUUGUUUGCCAGACGGUAUGA